AUGUCUAACUCCACCCUGAGUAACGGCACCUUGGAAAUGCUCCAAAACCGGAUGCUGAAAAUCACCCUGCCCAUCUUACACCUGCUCAUCUUCGCUAUCAGCCUGCCUCUCAACUCGUUCUGCCUCUGGAUCCUCUCCUGCCACUCCCGGCCCUGGGUACCCACCGUCAUCUUCGCCAUCAACCUGGCCGUCGCCGAUCUGCUCUACAGCGUCAUGCUGCCCUUCCAAGCCGCCUACCACCUCCAAGGCAACAACUGGCCCUUCGGCUCGUUGCUCUGCCGCAUCCUCACGGUCCUCUUCUAUGGCAACAUGGAGUGCUCCAUCCUCACCAUGACCAGCAUCAGCAUCGAGCGCUACCUGGGGAUCGUCCAUCCGCUCCGAUCUCAACGCUUGAGGACCAACCGGAUGGCCGUUUGGACCUGCCUCUGUAUCUGGGGAGGCAUUCUGUUGGGCAAUUAUCCCUUCAUGAGCAACGAUCUCACCUUCCCGGUGCAAGAACUGGGGAUAGUCACCUGCUUCGACAUCUUGCCCAAGAGGAUGUUUCCGGCACCGUGGCAUUUUGCGCUCUUCUUCGGCUUCCACGUUUUUCUCACCUUCCCGCUGCCCCUGUUGGUCAUGGGGUUCUGCUACGGCUCCGUCAUCCGGACCCUGCUUCGCUCUUCCUCGUCCGUCUCCGGGGACACCAGGCGGCAGGCGGUCUCUCUGAUCGUCGUGGUGUUGGUCGUGUUUGUGCUCUGCUACCUGCCCAACAGCAUCAUCACCGUGCUCCAUCUCGUCUACAUGCAGAAAUACAAGUCGGCCUACGUGGAAUACAAGCUGUCCUUGGCCGUGAACAGCCUCAACGCUUGCAUCGACCCGUUCCUUUACUAUUUUGGUUCCAGGGAGUUUCGACAGAAGAUGCGCCCGAUCUGGGGUCGGAUCGGCACCUGUUGCAGAAAACAAGCCGCCCCUGCCUACUUAGAGCAGAGAGUGAUUUUUAACAUCUAG
Molecule: messenger RNA, 987 nt
Organism: Ornithorhynchus anatinus (platypus)
Lineage: Eukaryota; Metazoa; Chordata; Mammalia; Monotremata; Ornithorhynchidae
Product: P2Y purinoceptor 8-like
Exons: 1
Coding region: 1-987 (328 amino acids)
Biological process (GO): positive regulation of Rho protein signal transduction; phospholipase C-activating G protein-coupled receptor signaling pathway
Cellular component (GO): membrane
Molecular function (GO): G protein-coupled receptor activity
Source: RefSeq, a predicted model, not a curated record